UCCCACCACUCCAUCAAUCACUCCCUGCCAUGAUCACCUUUCCCCCUCUCCUCGCUUCCACUCCAGCAAAGAAGAGCAGCUAGAACUUGGCUAGCUAGAAUUUCGAUCCUUAUGCUUAUAUAUACAUGAACAGCAUCCAGCAGCAGCAAGAAGACGACUUGAUGGAGUUGCUGGAGACCGACGACGAGCUGCUCGUCGAGCUCCUGGACGCUUCCGACGCUGGCGCCGACGAGCCUGAGGAGGCAGCAGCCCAGCAGCUCGGCUUCACGUUUGACGUUGACGGUGACGGCUGGGGCGAGGUCGAUGGCCAAGAACUGAACUCGAUCUACCCGCACCAGGACUGCGAGGACUGCGGCCUCGACCGCAUCAUGUCCGACUUCGAGUUCGGGGACCACGGAUGCUCACGGUCCCCGGCGCCGUACGUCGUCUUCGACGACGACCUCGUGGAGGCGUUGGAGUGGACGGACACGGCCGAAGCCGCCAUGGGCCCGUUCACCGGCGAGCGCAUGGGGGAGUGGUACAUGGACGGCAUGAUCAUGGAGUGGAACGACGACGGGGGAAGCGGCUUCUCGUUUGAACCCUGCUACGGCGGCGAGGCUGGCACGGAGCAAGUGUACGGCAGCCCGUUGUGGGAGUGAGUCGGUGAACCCGUGUGCGCGUGUGGCUCGUCAUUGUUUAGUAUAUUGUAUAUGUGUGCCGCCUAUAACUAACUACUACUAUUGAUUAGGCUAAAUUCGGUUGCUUCGUCUCCAUUUAGCAAAUGCAGCGCGAUCUGAAUUUGCUGAAGAGAAUAGUGACUUCUGGGCCUUCUGUGCUUGUUUUCAGGAACUCAGAAGCCUGUAGUUGGAGUGAUGUUCCUGCACUCGUCCCAGAGUGGUGUUUAGAUGGUUUAUGCUCUGUAUAACUGUUGUUUGGUUCUAGUUUGAACGAAAGUUUUGUUUCUAGUGCUUGAACCUGAAGAGGAAAUCGAAC
Molecule: messenger RNA, 972 nt
Organism: Phragmites australis (common reed)
Lineage: Eukaryota; Viridiplantae; Streptophyta; Magnoliopsida; Poales; Poaceae
Exons: 1
Coding region: 126-638 (170 amino acids)
Source: RefSeq, a predicted model, not a curated record